AUGCAACCUAAACAAUUUAUUAACAAGUGUUCAACCGCGAUUGAAAAUGAGGAUCUGGAGGUAACGUUGUCGUCUCGUCAAGAGUUUGUUGAAGCGUUCGGUUUGCCCGACGGUGGCUUUGGUGUGCGUGGUCCAGACGGCAUACUGCACGAUCCGUUUACUUACCUGGACUAUGGAACUGAGUCUGCCGAGGAUGAAACCGACGAAGAAACCAGCGAGGAAGAGGAAGAAGAGGAGUACGACACCGAUGAGUCUGAAGUGCUCAUUACCGAUGGAGAUAUGGAAAGGAGAAUACGUUCGUCUGAAAUAUCGUUAGAAGACUUUCCGUGGCCGGGUAGCUCUUACAACCCUAAGGACACUCUAUUCAGAUACCUAGCCGCCAUUGGACGCAAGUCGCUCACUAGCGUGCGACUUGCUGAAAGAUCAACAUGGGUAGAAAAAGAAGUUUAUCAACAACACCUGAAUAAUGUCGAAAACGCAACCCCUAAGGUGGACAACAAAGCACCUAUACUUAAUGUCGGAGCUUAUUAUCAAAUAGGGAAAAUGGAACGAAAUGCAAUGCAAUUAGCACGCUUAGAAGAAGAUAAUUUUAAACUAAUUAAGAGUAUUAACAUUAUCAAUCGCACAAAGGGGAAAGUUGAUUGUUAUAAACCAGUUUCAAUGGACAAAAAGAAAAAUAACUUUGAAGCUCAAAUUAUAAGAAAUCGUAAACUGUAUAAGGACAAUAUAGAGAUUCUGACAAAAAUAGUUUAUGCAAAGCCACAACUGAAUUUUAGUGAACUUAAAAAGUUUCAAGAAGAACAUAAGAAAAGACUACUGUUUAUGACUAAAUAUCCAGAGUAUUAUGAAAAAAAAAAUAGCAUGAAUGCUAAUAACGAUAAAAUAAUUCCAAAAGUGGCAUUACCUAAAGAUAUUGAAAUAAUAAAAUCAAAGUGUUUUUUUGAUAUCAAAGAUGCAACUAUUAACAAGUAUUUGGGUCGUCUCAAAAUUGAAAUAUACGAUAGUGUUGUACCAAAAACCGCCCAAAACUUUAAAGCUCUAUGUAGUAAUGAAAAUAAAUACUCAUAUCAAAAUACACAGUUUUUUCGCAUAGUCCCAGGAUUAUUUUGCUUAGGAGGCGAUGUUGAAUUUUCUAUUGGAUUAGGUGGAGUGUCAAUUUAUAAUGAAAAUUUUAGUGAUGAAAACUACAUUCUUAGUCAUAAUGCGCCUGGUGUUUUAUCAAUGUAUAAUUUUGAGAAAGAUAAGAAUAAUUCUCAAUUUCUUAUAACAUUUAAACCAUUGAACACAUUAAAUGGGAGAUAUGUUGUUUUUGGAAAGGUUGUUGAUGGACUGAGAAUUUUAAAAACAAUAGAAAAUUUUGGGCUUCCUACUGGUAAACCGAAGCGGAAAAUUAUUAUUAGCAAAUGUGGAAUCCAAUAG
This is a messenger RNA of Adelges cooleyi (spruce gall adelgid), 1419 nucleotides long. RefSeq lists its product as uncharacterized. Lineage: Eukaryota; Metazoa; Arthropoda; Insecta; Hemiptera; Adelgidae. Gene Ontology annotation, molecular function: peptidyl-prolyl cis-trans isomerase activity. The transcript has 9 exons. Bases 1 to 1419 code for a protein of 472 amino acids. Gene Ontology annotation, biological process: protein peptidyl-prolyl isomerization. The record is from RefSeq and is a predicted model, not a curated record.